Lodderomyces parapsilosis is the source of this 609-nucleotide messenger RNA. Its product is annotated as TRAPP subunit. Lineage: Eukaryota; Fungi; Ascomycota; Pichiomycetes; Serinales; Debaryomycetaceae. Gene Ontology annotation, biological process: endoplasmic reticulum to Golgi vesicle-mediated transport. Gene Ontology annotation, cellular component: TRAPPIII protein complex; TRAPPII protein complex; TRAPPI protein complex. The transcript has a single exon. The record is from RefSeq and is a predicted model, not a curated record. Bases 1 to 609 code for a protein of 202 amino acids.
AUGUCCCACAACACCACACAGCCAGCCCCAGGACUCAAUAAACGAUCGCAAGUGUUGAACGGAGUAAACAUCAUAACCAAGAAAUCCGACAUCAUCAAUCUAUCGUCGUUGUCAUUCUUGUUUUGUGAGAUUGUUGACUGGGAGAGGAAACAAUCAAAGAAUAUACAAGAUCUAGAGAACCGAUUGAAUGGUUUAGGAUAUCAAAUAGGGCAGCGGUACCUUGAACUUGUCAAAAUAAAAGAAGGGUUCAAGUUAAACAAACGUGAGAUUAAAAUUAUCGGUAUCUUACAAUUCAUUCAUGGACCUUUUUGGAAAACCAUAUUUGGUAAAGUAGCCAACGAAUUGGAGAAAUCUCAAAAUAUUGCUAAUGAAUAUAUGAUUAUCGAGAAUGUACCGAUGUUGAAUCGAUUUAUCAGUGUACCGAGUGAUUAUGGUGAUUUGAAUUGCUCAGCAUUUGUUGCUGGUAUAAUUGAAGGGGCAUUGGACAGCAGUGGGUUUAGUGCUAAUGUAACGGCACAUAAUGCUGAAUCAGAGCAAAAUCCAUUAAGGACGGUGUUUUUGAUCAAAUUUGACCAACUGGUGGUAACCAGAGAGAAUUUGCGGUCGUAG